AUUAACAUCAAUAUUGCUUCUGCACGAUAGAGGUAUACUAUAUUACAAAGAUGAUGAACAAUUGCUCUUGAAGUGUGUAGCCUGUGCUUUUGUCAGACGCCUUCAUGCCUACAUUAUUACAUAUAUUGCUUCUGCACAAUAGACGUAUGCUACAUUACAAAGAUGAUGAACGGUUGCUCUUGAAGUAUGUAGCCUUUGCUUUUACCAGACACUCCAUACCUACAUUAUUACAUAUCAUGUGAUGGGCAUCUGCAAGCUCCUGCAAGCUCCAACAAGCAUAUGUUUCCCGUGAAUACAGCCUUUGAAAAGGUAAAACGAACAUAUUUCUACUACUAUUGCCCCUCUUGACCAAAAUAUAAUAAUAACCUAUGUAAACACUGUACAUAUAAUUCUGCAACAGUCAGUCUCAACUAUGAAGCCUUUGGGGGAAAAACAAUAUGAAAAGUCACAAACCAGAGUUCUUUACACUUCCUCUGCUCACAGUCCCAUGUUGGGAGCAUUCAACUACCACUCCACAAAAUUGUAUUUCAAUCCAAAAAGGGGAAAGAAGAUAAAUCAAUCUACAUUCAUGCCAAAUCUACAAGCCAUCAUUCUAAGAUGAACCAACUUGGGUUUAUAAUUUUGGGGAGUAAAGAAAAUGUACUUCUAAGCUUGAUUGGGCAUUGGUAUAAAGGUUCCAUAAAAGCCAUAUGGCACCCUAUGAGGCAGAGUAAUUUUUGCAACUAUGUUGCUGGCAAACUUUUUUGCAUUAAUUAGAUUUUAGGAAGCGUUUUUAAUUUAAAAAAUGUUUUUUUUUUUAAAAAAAAUCAGGUGGAGGACAAAAUUUAGGAAACACUCCUCAAAAUCUCUCCUUUAUUUCUUGCCCCACCAAACCAUUGCCUGCUACUCCAAUUGAUUUCGCCAUUAUUUUCUUUCCUCACAGCCGGCCCUGCCCCAUAUGGACAGACGCCUCGUCGAGGCAGUUCUCAAAGGCGACGUUUCAACCUUCCUCUCUCUCGCUCAAGAAGAGGAAGAUAUCAUCAAACAAGUCGUCUCCGGCUCCCUGAACACUGUCUUACACUUAGCAGCGCGGUUUGGGCACUUGGAAUUGGCGUCGGAGAUAGUGAAUCUAAGGCCUGAAUUGGCGUCGGCCGAGAAUGAAAAGCUGGAGACUCCUUUGCAUGAAGCAUGUAGAGAGGGGAGAGUGGAGAUUGUGGCGCUUUUGAUGGAGGUAGAUCCAUGGAUUGCUCCAAAGGUUAACCGGAACGACGAGAGCGUGCUGUUUGUGGGGUGCGAGAGAGGGAAGCUUGAUGUGGUGAAGCAUCUUUUGGUGAACCAUUCAUGGCUGUUGAUGCUGGAAUUGGAUGCUCCCACCAUUUCACUUCAUGCUGCAGCUUCAGGAGGCCAUACAGAUGUAGUUAAGGAGACAAUAAGGGAAAGGCCAGACUUUUCAUGGAAGAAGGGUUCUCAAUGAUGUAGUCCCUUGCACCUAGCUUGGAGCA
Molecule: messenger RNA, 1481 nt
Organism: Vitis vinifera (wine grape)
Lineage: Eukaryota; Viridiplantae; Streptophyta; Magnoliopsida; Vitales; Vitaceae
Product: ankyrin repeat-containing protein BDA1
Exons: 2
Coding region: 938-1453 (171 amino acids)
Molecular function (GO): protein binding
Source: RefSeq, a predicted model, not a curated record